CCCGAUAACUUUCUUCUCUUACCACUACUGCUCUACUCGGAAAUUCAGAAGACAAACACGAAGAUAUUGCAAGCGCGCCCUUCUUCACCAAGGAUCGCCUGACAUUAUCUUCUCGUCGCGAAUUCCUCUUCUUCGCAACUCAGGCGUCGCACAAGGUGGGGCGCUAUGGUCAGGGUAGUUGAAUCCAAAGGCGUACUAGACGAAUAUCUCUACCAUCGUUCGCUAAAUUCUUCUGAAAUGGUCCGCAUCUCCUUCGUAAAAAUACCGCCCCAGAGCUACAUUCCUUUGGUAGCAGAACCGCUGCAAAUCGAGCAUACCCACCCUCACCAACUACCCAUUCGCGAAUCCUCUCGCAAUGAACCAUCUUGGAGCGCUUGAUCAUUUCCAUGGCGAAAUCUCUAGGCAUGGCGCUCUCUCCAUAGAGAAGGGACGUACGGCGAGGGGCCCGAAUUGGGAACGCACAGAGGUGGACGUGAGGGUGUCUGGGGCAUUGGAGAAGGUAGCGACUGAGGUUGCUGUAGGGAUCAAUGUCACCGCGGUUGCGAUCGCAUACGUGAUGCAGAGGGCACCGUAUGUUUUCCCAAUCAUCGGAGGCCGGAAAGUAGAACACCUUCAGGCGAACUUAGCGGCGCUGGAUCAGAUCGAGUACCUGGAAAGCAUCAUGCCUUUCGAUUCUGGGUACAACGAUGAUUGGCGACGGGACCAGCCAUAAUAUAUUCCUUGCCUGACCGCGAAGAUGGCGAAGCAGCCCGCUUUGCAGCCUAUCAUGCCCUGACUGAAUGUAACUCCGAUUCUAACGAGUUACAGGUAUCUUGCAGCUAAACGAAUCGAUUGUAUCUAGUUUUUUAAUUCAAAAAAUACAUAGGACUUGGACCUGCCACGCGGAUGCGCUGGCCCUCUUCAACUA
Messenger RNA from Desarmillaria tabescens, 907 nucleotides. RefSeq lists its product as uncharacterized. NCBI's taxonomy places the organism in Eukaryota, Fungi, Basidiomycota, Agaricomycetes, Agaricales, Physalacriaceae. Bases 356 to 712 code for a protein of 118 amino acids. The transcript is spliced from 6 exons. The record is from RefSeq and is a predicted model, not a curated record.